Molecule: messenger RNA, 7214 nt
Organism: Anoplopoma fimbria (sablefish)
Lineage: Eukaryota; Metazoa; Chordata; Actinopteri; Perciformes; Anoplopomatidae
Product: methyl-CpG-binding domain protein 5-like
Cellular component (GO): nucleus; chromocenter
Molecular function (GO): chromatin binding; DNA binding
Source: RefSeq, a predicted model, not a curated record
CAGAGGCAGAGAACUACUGGGUAGGCUUCUCCUCCUUCUCCUGCUCCUCCUCCUCCUCCUUCUCCUUCUUCCUCCAAAGGAACCAUGGGAAUACCACUACACAACUGCGUUUGGGAACCAAUAUGUUGAAGACACUCUACUUGUCCGACUGAGGGACUGUAUCCUGGGCGUCAAAAAACGAAUGGUAAAAAAAUAAUAAUUAAAGACUUUCCUGUGAAAGCAAAGCCCGUCCUGAUCCCCACUUUUUCAGCCAGCAUCUUCCCGAGUCGAUGGCUCUGAAAGACGAGGUGCAGUGAUGGAAGUCCACGAACCAUUUAGCUCUGUAACCAUGAAGCAGCUGAAAGGGUAGGGUCUGCCGUGAGCUCGCCUCACCCUACCCGACCUCCCACCCCAUCAGCUCUACCCGAGAGCAAAGUCCGACGUUGAAGCGUAAUCCUGCAGCUCUAUCCGUCUCCACGACCUUUCCACCAUCUCCUCCACCACGGCUUUGGAAGACGAAGAAAUGACGUGCAUUGCGAAGACACUGGUUGAUGUCUGAUAUACAUACCUCUGAGGUGUCGAGCGUAAAACCAGUGGAGCAAUGAAUGGCGGAAAGGACUGUGAGGCGGGAGACGAGAGGCAGGCCGUCCCUGUCCAGGUCCCCAUUGGCUGGCAGCGCAAGCCGGAUCACGGCGGCGGGGUCGUAUACAUAAGUCCCAGUGGCUCGGUGCUGUCCAGCUUUGAGCAGGUGAAAACCUACCUGCUGACAGAUGGAACCUGCAAAUGCGGCCUGGAGUGCCCACUCAUCCUCCACAAGGUGUUCAACUUCGACCCAGGGGCAGCUGUCAAGCAGAGGACAGCGGAGGAUGUGAAAGCAGACGAGGACGUCACCAAACUCUGCAUUCACAAGAGGAAGCUUCUGGCGGUGGCCACGCUGCACAGGAGCAUGGGGACGCACCCGCCUCUGACACUCACCAGUCCAGGGGGAGGUACAUCAUCUGUGGUCGUUGCGCAUUCCACGUCUCAACGAGCAAUAAGGACUAGACCCCGCGAUGGCCUGCCCAACGCUGUUGGCCCAGACUGCAAGAAUCCUUUCAAGAUGAUGAUGGCAGCUGGACAGCAGCAUCAGCAGAGGCUGUAUCCACCCCAUGAGAUGGGUGGAGCCCAGCAGCCUGAGCUCUACUCUGGCUACCACAGGCAGAGGUUGAGCAGUGGGGAGCCAGGCCCCAAAUCCCCUUACCGGGUUGGGUAUGGAGGCAUGCUGAGCCCACCUCCCUCCAGUGUUAAGCUGUAUGGAGAUGGCUCACAGUCUCCCAGUGCAGACACUCUGGGCAGCCCUGAUGGCUUUCCGAGGACCAAUCCUUGUGGGUUUCCAGGAGCUGGUAGUCCCGGCUCAGCCUCCAUCCAUGGGAACACUAGGACGCCUCUCUCUCCACCCAGUUUAAUGCUCCAUGGCUCUCCUGCGGGCCAGCCAUCUUGCGCCAUGACAGGGAGGACUAGCACGCCACUCUCCCCCACGGCCACUGCCAAAAGCCCUGUCAUGAACAUGCCCCGGGGGAACUUCCCCCCUGGUAUGGAUCUGUCCCGUGCAGCAUUUCACCAUAAAACGCAGCCACCUUUGCAUCCCGUACCGCCCCCUCCAUCCAUACCACCAUCCUGUGCCCUUCAGAAAAGGCAGUUGACUUCCGAAAAAGACCCAUUAGGCAUCCUAGACCCCAUCCCCAUUAAGCUAGUCAGCCAGCCCCCCACCAACGCUCCAAACCCCUCCAACUUCCAGCCCAAUAUCCACUCUCAGGUACAAAUGAUGAAUGUAAACAUACCCCCUCCCGCCAUCGUUCCCUUGCCAAGCAACUUACCUUUACCCACAGUGAAGCCUGGCCCCUUGGGGCAUGGCGGCCAUGUUCAAAGGACUCAACAGGGUGGUCCAGCUUCCUCCAUGUCCCCAUCCCCUGUCACUUCGCCUGUCCACAUGGCAGGUCCUGUCCUUGGCAGAAUGGAGGCCUCCCCUCAUCGCUCUCGCUCAUCCUCCACCUCCUCUGAACAUGGGAACUUUGCAAUGCCCUCGGGGCACCAGGUCCCAUGUGGCAACAUGAAGGUUCCUCCACGUUCCCCCAGGUCUGCCAUGGGAUCUCCCAGGCCUUCCAUGCCCUCCAGCCCCUCCACCAACAAAACUGACCUGCACCACCAGUACAAAGACUCCCAGAUGCUGCCCGGCAUGGGGAACUCGAUUGGCGCCCAGCAGCACAGCAACCCCAUGUACUCGCCCACCUCUUCCUCCUCGUCAUCUUCUUCUCUUGCAACCCCUAGCGCUUCCCAGAAGGGCCACCCAGGACUCCUGGGUAUGCCCCUCAACCAGAUUCUCAACCAACAGAAUGCCGCUUCCUUCCCCGCCAGCAGUCUCUUGUCAGCCGCAGCCAAAGCACAGCUAGCAAAUCAAAACAAACUCGGCGCUGCUGGCAACAGCCCUGCUGGCAUGGGGGCUGGUGGUGGAGGUAAUGGAGGAGGUGGUGGCGGAGGACACCCUGGCUCUAUGAGCGGCCCUCGAGGCAUGGAGGGACACAGCACUUUAAACUCAAUGCUCCCGCCAAACUCCACCAUGCUGCUCAACACUCCUGAGGGCCAGAGCGGUCGGGCUGCUCUAAGAGACAAGCUCAUGGCCCAGCAGAGGGACCCCAUGCGCAAACGGAAGCAGUCGUCAGGCAGCGCCGCUGUAAACCACGACAACAGUAACAACAUGGUCUACAACAUGCUCAACAAACGAGGCAUGGGAGGACCACACAUGGCGGGGCCCAGCGCCACUGAGCAGCUUCGGAAAGUGGGCCGCCUUGGAAACCUUCCACCAAACACCUCCAUGGCCCAGCUUCUCCAGUCCAUGAGCUGCCAGAGCUCCCACAGCCAUCGUCCAGGUCUUAGCCCUGGCCCAGGUCCUCAAGGAUCCGCUCAGCUGCACUACAACGACAGCACUGGUAUGGUCCCUGCUGGCCCUCAGCAGAACCUCCUAGCUCAGCAGAGGCUUCGGGGUCCAGUGGACGCCAUGCAGCACUGCCAGAACAUAGACACCUCUGGGGGCCAUCUGGGCUCUCGUCCGGGCCAGUUCCCUGACAUGAUAGCCCAGAUGCAGGCCUCCUCCAUGAGUAACUGUGGGCCUAUGGGGCCGGGAGGUGGACCGGUGGGCCCCGAUGGCAUGCCGCUGGGACGCCCCCACACUAACCCCCCACCGCUGUCCCACCCCGGCCCUCACCCCUCACAGCAGAACCUCCUUCACGGUAUGGGGCGGACUACCAUGGUAGUGAUGCCACAUGGAGGUGGUGAUGGAAGCUGUACACAGACCAUCGCUGAUUCGGGAAACCCCUCAUCCCUCGGCUGUGGUAUGGGCGGCCUGCAGCCACACGUCAACACCGGUGUAGGUCAGAUGUACCAGCAGCAGGUCCACCAGGGCAUGCAGCAGGGGGUGGCCUCCCACCCAGUCUACCAGGGUCAGCAGCACUUCUCUGACAACGCGCCCUACACUAACGGAAACAACGCCAACGCCAGCUCCAUGGCCUGCCUCUACCAGAACUACCAGCCGGGGAUGUUGUCUCACCCGCAGUUCAGGGAGGAGCAACAGCCCCAAGGCGAAGGGCUUCCAGCGGGUGCACCCGGCGGUGACAGGGGUGGAGGCCCAGAGUCGGUGGACGCCAUCUACAGAGCCGUGGUGGACGCCGCCAGCAAGGGCAUGCACGUUACCAUAACCACCACAGUGAGCGGGACCACACAGGCGAGUCCGGUGCCUGCCCUCAGCGCCAUGAGUGCCUUCACUGCUUCUAUAGGGGAGCCGGUCAACCUCCCACAAGCAGUCAGCUCAGUCCUGCACAGGCACCAGGACGGAGAGGCGUUACCCCAGCAAGCCAGAGCGAGGCAGGUGAGGCCGGGACGGGGUCAGAAGAACAUGGAUCCGGGGAAGAGAACUCCAGACGGCCCUGAGGCCAACGACUACUUCCGUUCUCCCGGUCGUGGGACUCCCAGAGGGCAGUGGGACGGGGAGGCGCAGCGGGGAGGCUUCGACUCUCACAGCAACAACAGCGCCUGGGGUGGUGAGGAGUUUCUGGAGUGCUCCACCCAAGUGAGGAGUAGCCCCUGCAUGGAGCGACCCGCCAGCCUGGCCCCCGCCCCGCCCUGCCCCACGGAGGGCUCCAACGACCACGGUCUGGUCAUGUCCCACGACAAGGCCUUCCUCGAUGACGGCUAUCGCUUCAACAACUGCCACCGGACGCCUACUAACUACAAGGAGCGUCUGGAGCAGACGGUGGAGCGCUGCGUCCACAUCAACGGCGCCACUCCUCACUUCACCACCCGGGGUUACGGGGAAGUCCUGGGCCCCCCACGGCAGGAGCUGACGGGGGACGACCAGUCGCCCAGCUCCUCCACCAGCCUGGAGGGCCCUCUGGCCACAGCCAAAGACUACAGCCACUACAACGGCCACUUCAACGGCAUGGCGCCCAGCCCCUCGGACACAAAGAGCCUGAGCAGCGAGGAGGACCUGCGGCAACCGGACUCUCCUUCCUCAGAGCUGCUUCACUACCGGUCCAGGACCUUCAACAUGGGAGAGCUGGUCUGGGGCCAGCUGAAGGGCUUCCCACCUUGGCCUGCCAAGCUUGCAGGGGACGAACAAGUGCACAGUGCGGCGAUGCAGCUGCGGGAGCAGGCCAAGGUAGAGCCGGAGAAGCUAAAAACACUAACGCACGACUUGGAGGCACUCGACCGAGCCGCCAAAAGAGGCCUGAAACCGGGGAAACUGAAUAAUCACUUGGAAGCUGCUAUCCACGAGGCCAUGAGUGAGCUGGAUAAGAUGUCGGGCACAAUCCCAUCGAGGGAUCGUCAGGUGAAGCUCCCGAAGCCUAAGAGGAGGAAGAUAUCCAGAUAACAUUGAAUGUGUCGGCCCAAGAACGUCCUCAAAGCCUUCGGAGACUUCGUCCGUUCAGCCUUUGAAGCGAUCUGAGCUCUCUAACAGGUGCUACACGUGGACUUUCAGUGGUACAUCCUUGUUCCAUGAUAUCGACUUGACUUAAUGACUGACCACAGAAGGUGCUGGAUAUUCCAAUCACCGAUACAGUUUUAACUGUAGAGAAAAAAAAAAAGGAAAAAGUAGAGAAAAAACGGUUGCAAUUUGUCUACAGCUCACUGAAUUAACUAUUUUUUUCUAGUAUAAGAUAGUAAAACAAACAAAAAAAAAAGCGACAAGCAUUACCUUACAUAUUUAAGAAAAAUAGACAGUCCAAAUAUUUCUGAUACAUUUUCAAUAUGUAUAUAGAUAAUCCUGAAAUUUCAUGCUAUUAAGAAUUGUAUGUAAAUAUUGUACAAUGUCAUGUACAAGCAUACCUAAUGCACAUUUUAUCUUUUAUUGUACAAAAACAAAGCAGAAGUGUACCAAUGUCUUGGUUUCUAUUCAGAAAUGCGGUUGCAUACGGCCGCAUGCAUAGGAUAAAUAAGAAUACAGCCUAAAGCUUUUAUAUGAUGAACUGUAAGACGUGCUGUUUUUAUUGUUUUAGUUUUUUUGUAAGGGAACAGCAGUUGAACAGGCAUGAGUUUAUGAGUUCUCCAUUAUGAAAGUCACUUCACACCAGUGUUCAUUUGUAUUGGGAAACAAACAAAAGAUCAAAAACAGAAUGAACUUUACCAGCAGAAAGUGUUCAAUGUUCCUCUGAGCAGGUUUGGGAAACGACGACCCGGCCGGACGAGUGUUGGUAAAUCGACAUCUGCUCCACCAGCCACCUCGACAGGAAAACCAUGUUUGGAGAUCCAGUUUUGUGCUUUAAAAAGAAAAAGGUCUGGCUGGCAGAUGAUUUCUUUUUUGGGGGUUUACCAAUCACUGACACUGGCAGACACGUUGGUUACCAGACGUUUUUUAGAAGGAAAAAUCCACCCUGAGGCUCUUUCACAUUAAGUGUCAUUUUGUGAGUUUUGCAAAAAUAACGUGACAAAAAGUUGGUGAUUUUCCAAAAAUUGGCUUUCUACAACUCCCAGCAAAAGGCUCUGGUUUACCUGAUGUUAGAGCUGCAACUAUUUGGAUAACUGUUUGUCAUCUAUUUAAGAAAAUACUGUGAAAAAAAACCUUUUUCACAGAUUUUGGCAUUUUAUUGACUUAACGAUUAAUCCAAAUAUAGCAAUUGGCAGAUUAAUAAAUAAGUAAAUGAAUAAAUAGCCACAAGUUGCAGACCCACUUGAGGGCUAGUUUGUUUGUGGCUGUUUUUUAUUGGAGCAACAUCCCCGGCUGUUGACACAAAUGUGACUGUCAACUAAUCGAUUAGUCGAUUGACAGAAAAAUAAUAUUGGAAUAAUCUAUUAAAUGUUUAAGUAAUUUGUCAAUACAAAUGUGGCAUAAACACGGUUUCCUGCUUUUUUCUGAUUGAUAACAUAUAAAACUAAAGCAUGAAACUUUUGGAAGCAUGACUUAAAUAUUAUAACUGUAUUAAAACAAACUGAGUGGACCCUGAAUGCAACACAGAAACACCACCUAAAGUGUCUUUGGGUGGAUUUUUCCUUCGUCUACAAUCAAAGAAUCACCGGCUGCAUUGAUGAAUUAUGUCAUUUGGUUGUUGUGAUUAUGUUCUCGUGCUUGUUUGUACAGUGAUUUUAUUUCUUCCAUGACUGUAGUCGUUUUCUUGCCACAACGAUAGCUUUAGGUAGAAGAACCGACCUCCAGUCCAGAUCAUCAAAAUGAACACUAACUCGAUUUACAAGAGCGGUGAAAGCAUUUCUCUCAUUUAGAGGCCUUGUGUUUGUUUAUUUUGUUGCUUAUUGAUGUAAAUUAUUUAUGUACAGUACUCCAUAUUUAUUUUAAGCUUUACAAAUAUGCUAGAUGGCAAUAAUACUACCAAGAGUUGAGAACUCAAGCCUUAUAUGUGUAUAUGUAUGUUUUGUUUUUUUAACAGUGAAUAAUAGAUCAUGUAUUCAGAGUCCAUUACAAAGGUCACGUUCUCUUUUAUUUAAGGAGUGAGCAUUACAGAUAACAGGCUUUCUGAUUAUUCAUUUCUGUUACACAUUGUGUCAUUGAUUUCUUAGCUAAAGGAAGAAAAUGUAAUAACGUCUGCCUCCGAGACCAUACUAUUUAUGAAUAUGCACAUCUGAAAAGGCAGACGCCGUUAAUGUAGAGUAAUAAAUGCAGGAUUGACACUAACAAAGUGAAACCAUCACGUGAUCAGUCUUAAAAUCCACAGUGAUGCUCAUCAUUGGGAACUCUGGAUCAACACACACAC